Apiotrichum porosum is the source of this 2391-nucleotide messenger RNA. RefSeq lists its product as uncharacterized. Gene Ontology annotation, cellular component: membrane. Gene Ontology annotation, biological process: xenobiotic detoxification by transmembrane export across the plasma membrane. Gene Ontology annotation, molecular function: xenobiotic transmembrane transporter activity; antiporter activity. Bases 1 to 2391 code for a protein of 796 amino acids. The record is from RefSeq and is a predicted model, not a curated record. NCBI's taxonomy places the organism in Eukaryota, Fungi, Basidiomycota, Tremellomycetes, Trichosporonales, Trichosporonaceae. The transcript is spliced from 4 exons.
AUGUCCAACUUUCCGCACUCGACGCUCGCAACGAGCCUCUCCACCUCGCCGUACGCUCUCACAAAUAACCUCGAGGCCCUCAUCCAGCGUUCUCGGGCGCACCCACAUGCCCAGUCCCACCGCCCACGGUCGCCCACCGGCGACGACAUUGACGGCGAUGGCCGUCGCGCCUCGCAACCCGACUCUCUCCACCCGCACAGGAGGUUGAGCACUAUUAGCACCAGCACGGCAGUCACCACUUCUGUCGCCCCGGACGACUCGGGGGUCCUCUUGUUCCAGCAGGACAGCGUCGAGGAUCUGGCACAGCGUGCGCGCGACGACGAGCGCGGCCGCCCCAUCGACGGCGAUGGGCCCGGCAGUCGCUGGCGUCCAGCGCUUUCUGGGAGCUAUGGCGCCGUCGAGGACAGCAAGCCCCUGGUUGGCGGUAUUCCCAGCGGUGGGCAGCCCAUCGUCGCACGGAACGCUACCGAGGGUAACAGUCGGUCACGGAGUAAGGGCCGUACGCCACCGAGGACCGUCAUGAGGCCCAUGACCCUCGCGCACCGGAACGCAGCGGCCGCCGCUGGUGCCAGCCUCGGCGCGCUUCCUUCUGUCGAAGACAUGGCGGCCUCGCUCGUGUCCUCGAUGGACGACGAAGAAGGCCACCCGGGCCGCUCGCCUUAUGGAUCGAUGGCACGCCGUGGUCGGUCGGCAGAGGCCCGUCCCAUCUCGCCCGUGGCCGUGUUCCGAACUCUGCCCACGUUCGACGACGAGGCAGACGACGAGGAGGCAGAGUAUGCGCGCGCGUCUGCUUUCCAUGGCGGCCUGAUUCCUGGUGCUGGUGUCACCGGCGAGAUCCUAUCGUGUGACCCCGCGCAGGAGCUGGAUGCCGCCGACCUCAACCUCCCUACCGAUGCCACUGGUCACGAGGUCCAUUCGGCGCGCGGUGCGCUCACCGUCGAGCUUCCUCUGCUUGUCAAGUCGACAAUCCCGGUCUUCUUCACCCAACUCGCCGAGUACUCGCUCUCCCUCGCGAGUGUCAUCUCCAUCGGCCACCUCGGAACCGGAGAGCUCGCUGCCUCGUCGCUCGCGAACAUGACUGCGUCAGUCACCUGUUUCUCCAUCAUGCAGGGCCUCGCCACUGCCCUCGACACCCUUCUCCCUGCCGCAUGGACAUCGUCGGACCCCACGCGCGUCGGCCUGUGGACCCAGCGUAUGAGCGUCGUCAUGGCCGUCGCCAUGAUCCCGAUGUUUGUGCUGUGGUUCAACAUUGAGCCUGUGCUUCUCUUCCUCCACCAGGACCCCACCGUCGCCUCGCUCGCUCACCAGUACCUCACGUACUUGUCGAUCGGUAUCCCCGGAUACGCAGGCAACGUGGUUCUCAAAAAGUACCUCCAGUCGCAAAACAACAUGCGCGUCCCCACCUAUAUCCUCUUUGUUGUCGCCCCCCUCAACCUCGUCCUCAACUACCUGCUCGUCUGGGGUCCCGACUCGAUCCGUCUGGGCUUCAAGGGCGGUGCCAUCGCCACUGCCAUCAGCUACAACCUGACUUGCAUCAUGCUGCUCGUCUACAUCCUCUUCAUUGGACCCCGUGAGGCCUUCCACCCGCUCACCGUCCACGGCACCUUCUCCAAGCUCGGCACUGUCACCUCGCUGGGUCUCGCCGGCACCAUCAUGCUGUCGUCCGAAUGGUGGGCAUGGGAAGUGUGCGCUCUCGCUGCCUCUCUCCUCGGCCCCACCACCCUGGCCGCCCAGUCUGUCCUCCUCUCGACCUGUUCGACGCUGUACCAGUUCCCUGCCGCCCUCGGUGUCGCCGCGUCGGUGCGUGUGGGCAACCUCCUCGGCGCCGGUCGCGCCUGGGAAGCGAUGUGGGCGUCGCGCGCGAGCUUUAUCCUCGCGUUCCUGUUUGCGCUCCUCAACAGCACGGUCGUCAUGCUGUUCCGCAAGAACUGGGGAUACAUGUUCAACGAGGACCCCGAGGUUGUCGGCCUCGUCGCCGCGGUCAUGCCCUUCAUCGCCCUCUUCCAGGUCAUGGACGGUAUGGCCGGUGCGGCCAACGCCGUCCUCCGUGCCCUUGCCCUGCACUCGAGCGGAGCGAUUGUCAACAUGACGGCAUACUACAUUAUCGGCAUUCCUCUUGGCCUGUGGCUCACCUUCUCCCCUCGCGUCAACCUCGGCCUGGUGGGUAUCUGGAUCGGCCUGACCGUCGCGCUGUCGUAUGCGUCAGUUGUCGGUGUCGGCAUCGUCUGGCGCGCCGACUGGGCGCGUGCCGUUGAGCGUGUCCGUGAGCGCCUUGGCCUCAGUCAGCUCCCUCGCGACAUCCAGUUCGCCGACGAGCCCGAGCCCGAGCCGCUCUCGCGUGUCAACAGCAAGAACGGCAAUGCGUCGGAGAGGACACCGCUCCUUGUCUGA